This is a messenger RNA of Brassica oleracea var. oleracea, 930 nucleotides long. RefSeq names its product SNAP25 homologous protein SNAP29. Gene Ontology annotation, cellular component: plasma membrane. Lineage: Eukaryota; Viridiplantae; Streptophyta; Magnoliopsida; Brassicales; Brassicaceae. The record is from RefSeq and is a predicted model, not a curated record.
AUGGAAAAUCCAAGCAAAGAAGAAACUAGUAGUUGCCUAAUGUGUUUAGUUGAAAAUUGGCUGAAUCUCAUCACAUCACACUUCACUUUCAGAGUCCAUGCUUUGCUUGGAUACUCUCUCAUGCACAACGUCUUUAAAUCGGAUGAUGAAUUUGAUGACGACAAUACACACACCUUGAAGCCAUCCAAUAGGAUUACCCCUGAGCCUUCUCUAGCUGCUAAGAGUUUCAGCUUGAACCCUUUUGAUGAUGAUGAUUGUGAUGAGAAAAGAUUCACUUCAUCGUUGAAACCUUCUUUGAAUAUGGAUGCAAAGAGCCGGUACAGAAGUGAGUUCCGUGAUUGUGGAGGUGCUGAGAACCAGAGUGUUCAGGAACUUGAGAGCUAUGCUGUGUACAAGUGUCAGGAAACAACCAAAACCGUACAAGGGUGUCUGAAAGUAGCACAAGAAAACCCAAAUAAACUUCUAUGGGAUGAUUCUGAUUGUAUGUUUCGUGUUUGGUUUCAGGGUGAGAAACUUCUUGGAAGCCUCGGUGGCAUUUUUUCAAGGACUUGGAAGCCAAAGAAGUCUCGUUCCAUAACCGGUCCUGUCAUAACUAGAGUUGAAUCCCCAAAGAGAAGAGUUAAUCACUUAGAGACCAGAGAAAAGCUGGGGUUGAACCAUUUUCACAAGCCACAAUCAAGAACCCCCCGUGAACCGCUCCCUGAAUCCCCUGAUGCCUAUCAGAAACUAGAGGUGGAGAAAGCAAAGCAGGACGAUGGACUUGCAGAUUUGAGUGAUCUACUCAGCGAACUGAAGAACAUGGCUGUUGAUAUGGGAACUGAAAUCGAAAGGCAAAACAAUGGACUUGAUCACCUUCAAGACGAUGUGGACGAGCUCAACUUCAGAGUGAAACAAUCUAACCAACGAGCUCUCCGUUUACUCGGAAAGUAA